Molecule: messenger RNA, 573 nt
Organism: Cetraspora pellucida
Lineage: Eukaryota; Fungi; Glomeromycota; Glomeromycetes; Diversisporales; Gigasporaceae
Source: the annotation of a GenBank genome assembly
AUGAAAAAUGUUUUCUUUUUAAUGCCUGAAGCUGAUAUAGAAACUUGUUGGAAUAGCUUGUAUCUCUUGCUAGAAAAACUUCAAAAACUCUGUCCCAUAACAGAUAUUCUUGUUGCAAGUAACAAAACAUUAGACCAAAGUUAUCCUAUGGUGCAAGAGUCGUCAAUAAUUUCAGGCCUUCUUGAUCCUUAUAACAAGCUUGCAAUAUAUGAAUUUGAGGAUCGUGAAACUGCAAUUAAUAUGCUUCAUCAAGUGUUUGAAAAGUAUAAAUCAGAUGAAAAAAAUAAGCCUUUACCAUCUGAGAUAACUACUACUAAAACAGCUCGAAAUUUCUUUUGUGGUCUUAUCACAAACCAUAUAGUCUAUUCAGAUCCUAAUGAAAUUAUAAAAUAUUUAGAAGAGCCAGAUACUGAAUAUCCUACAUUAUCUAAAAUUGCAAUGGAUUAUCUUACAAUUCAAUCAACCAGUGUGUCUUCUGAACAGGCAUUUUCUGUAGCCAAACAUAUUAUUUCUUUUACUCGCAAUCAUAUUGACGCUGAAACAGCACAUGCAUCAUUAUGCCUUAAAAACUGA